AGAAAUUAUAAAAAUAUAACACAUCCAAACCAGAGAGAGGUUUUAAAAAAAUAACCCAAAAAACCUGGCCUCGUGUGGCGUUUAGUUACUGGCCAACUGCAAUGAUGAGAUAGCAGGACUGUGCCAGACAGGUCACACGCUUAUUGUUGCACAAUGCUACUGAAAGACGUCCAUUUCCUUACAUGUAGAUUCAUUAAAAUAGAAUGUAGAUGGAGCUUUAGAUCUGUAAAUGACAGGAAGUUAAUACACCCCUACUGCUCUGAUUCCUCUUUCCACAUGUGUUCACCCUUUAUUUUAUUUUACGCAACUGCAUGUUGAUUUUGGGCCAAACAUUUAUUCGGUUCCUAGUUUUUGUCUGCGGCCAGCAGCCACCACACCAAGUACACUUCUGAGUGUACAAAUACUUACUGAAUAAGGGCAAUUCUGAUUCCAGAAGAGGAUUUAUGACAAUAACCAUUUCACCAGAAUGUAGUUAUAAGUCUUGAUGGGUUAGCGUAACACUAUCUUCUUUGUAAUUGCGAACGUAGCCAUUCAUAGAAAUAAGAUCUUGUAGGGGACAAGUGUUGGCCAAUUUUACAUGUCUGAAAAUAUCACAUUUUCACCACAUCCUGUUUCAGUUCUGCUGAACAGUUAAUUCUUUCUGCGUCCCCAGAUGGAAUUAAAAGUCAUUGUUCUAACACAGGAUUUUCCCCACAAGAGGUUAAUAGAAAUGCUUAAACGUAGAUCCCGCUCAGAAACCAGUCUUCUGUGAUGUGGUGCGUGCGAAGAGCCUGUCGCUGGGAUUAAGUAGCCCGGUCCCUCUGGCUGAGGUGGCGUGUAUUAAUCACCUGUUAAGAGUUGCGUCUCUGACUAUUGACAAUAUGCAAACAGGACCAGAGAAGCCCUGCCAUGCGCUGUGAGUUUACGCGAAGUGGGAAAAGACAGCAGCUGUGGGGCUUGCGUGGUUCAGGGGAAACGCUCUGACGCUGCCUACGCCCUGGUGCUAGCCACUCAGAAACCCUUGCAGAAAACCUGUCUCACACAACCCGUGUGUUCUCUCCACGAGUAUGACCUCUCAAGAGUGCAAUACGUCGGUCCACGUCGAUAUGGCCCUCCCAUAUCGCAUUGCCCUGGUGUGCAUCUACAGCCUGGUGCUGAUCAUCGGGACCGCUGGGCUGGGCUUGAUGAUCCACAUCGUCAACUCCAACAUGAGGUCGGUCAUCAUCAUUGCCAUGCUCAACCUCAGCCUGGCCCACCUGUUUUUCCUGGUCACCGUGCCCUUCAGGAUAUACUACUACUCCAUUGAUUACUGGGGUCUUGGCGAACCGCUUUGCAAGUUUACCAGCGCCAUGAUCCACAUGCACAUGUACCUGGUGUUCGUUUUCUACGUAGUCAUCCUCAUCAUACGACUGUUGGGGUUCCACAGCAAGAAGGAUCGCUACGAGUUCUACAGGAAACUGCAUGCUUUUGGCGCCAGCGUGGCAGUGUGGGUGCUAGUGUCCAUGGUAGUUUGGCCCGUUCUCUACAUAAAAUACGGCAAAAUGCACACCGAUAAUACCACAGGCCAUUCCAAUAAUACCACAGGCCAUUCCAAUAACCACACCAGAUGUUUCCGGUUCGGCAAAGGACUGUGCCAGAAAAAGGUUCAAGUUCUCAACUACAUCUUGAGCUCUGUGACUGUCAUCGCGGCGUCCGUGCUGUUUGCCCUGCAGUGCCACGUCGUCUUCAUCCUGGUCCGGAAGUACGGGCGAGACUGCACAUCCCACCAGGAGUUCUGGGCCCAGCUAAAGAGCCUGUGUAUUGCAAUGGUGCUACUGGUCUGUUUUGUCCCAUAUCAAGCGUUUCGAAUCCACUACCUUAGAAACCUGCAUCUUGAAGACCUCAACGAAGUGUUCCUGAGUUUCACAGCCCUGAGCUGUGGUGACAUGCUUACUUUUCUAGGGAGGAGACACUGCAAUUUGUGUGACAGAAUACGAACUGCGUGAUGUCACGCCAAGAAUUACAAUUUAUUUUGUGGCUGGCACAAACAGCUAAUGUGUUUUUAUUUAUUGGUUGCAAAAGAUCUAAAUGUGAGAAAACUGAAUCGAUUUACCAAUUUAAAAGGGAAUAUGCUGAAUUUGCUCCCCACCCAAUAAGGCUCUACCUUAAUUUGAACGCUAUAUAAUUCUAGAGUAUCAAAUGGUAGGUGCAUGUACAUUGUUCUGUUGCCAGUAUGCCUGCAAACGCUCUGCCUAGCCUCAGGUUGCCGCUUGGCGUAUCAGAGUGUUUAUUUUCCAGUGGGUGAGGGCUGUGUCGACACCCCUUCGUGAACUCUUAAUUUAACAUGAAAACAUCCAAAAUAUUUUUUAUCACUCACGUGGAAAAUAACACAUGAGCACUGAUCAUGAGCACUAUGCCAGCAGACAACAGGUUUCUGUGGUGCUGCCAUACAAAACAAACAACUCAAUGCUAAAUAAACAAGGCACAUUUUAUUAACACAGUGCUAACUUCUAAAACCCACCUGAGACACCAACAAUCUCUGAUGCUAAGUGUCCCCCCCAUCCUCCGCCAAUAGCAAAUGCAACUGCUGCGUAUGAACGCAUCCAAAUACUGAAAUCCCAACUGGAGAAUUAUUUCAUAAUUAAAUAAAUGCCAAUUAGGUUAGCUUUUUUUGCAGGGAGAGACUUUGACUGCAGUAACGUGUGCCACAUUGAAUAAAGAAGCUAACAUAAAUGGAGCCUGACCACUAUAAUCACGUUGCUUCAUUGAGACAACAGAGCAAGCAAGCAGAUUCGUUAGGACAGUGCUUCCCAAACUUGCGGUCGGGACAAUGUGAGUUCCCUUGCAAAAAGCUUUACAUUAUUAAACCAUGGAUCAACAGUGUGCGCUAACCCCUCAGUGUAUUUAAAAACUAGAAAUGCCCCUGUGUUAAUUCCACUAUUAGCCUACUGCAGAUAUGGACAGCAUUACUUGUUAUAUAAUUUUUUUUCCUGCUGUUUACGAAAGGUAAAAGUCAGCAUGGUCAACAUGGAGCAGGGGAGGGGAAGAUAGUGUUUAUUUUGCUCUUGUAAUUCACCAAUCUUUCACAUGGGGUCAAAUCCCGUGUACAUUCAGUGGGGAGAACAAGUAUUUGAUACAAAGCAUGUAGAGGUCUGUAAUUGUCCUGUAGCCCAUCCCAGCGUUG
Molecule: messenger RNA, 3142 nt
Organism: Esox lucius (northern pike)
Lineage: Eukaryota; Metazoa; Chordata; Actinopteri; Esociformes; Esocidae
Gene: gpr141
Product: probable G-protein coupled receptor 141
Exons: 3
Coding region: 1047-1964 (305 amino acids)
Biological process (GO): G protein-coupled receptor signaling pathway
Cellular component (GO): membrane
Molecular function (GO): oxysterol binding; G protein-coupled receptor activity
Source: RefSeq, a predicted model, not a curated record